AUGGCUACACAAACUGUCAUCGCAACUGGCACAUCGUCGGGCUUAGGAUUCGAAGCUAUCAAACAGCUACUGGAAGAGAAGCAGCAGUCUUAUAACUUCAUACUUGGUGCCCGGGACACGGCAGGAACACAGGCCGCAUAUGAUGCCUUGAAGUUCGACACUGCAAAGCACUCUGUUGAUAUCUUGCCCCUCGAUCUCUCUGAUCUGCGUAGUGUCCAAUCAUUUGCGAAGCAAGCUCUGAGUCAGUUGGGCCAAAAAAAGCUUGACUCUCUGUUCCUUGUUGCUGGCACGCUGGACAGUGCUGAUGGGCCUGGUCCUCAUGGUUCGCAGUGGUGUGAAUCAUAUGUGGUGAACCACUUGGCUCAGCACUAUUUGAUUCAUCUCCUGGCUGACACCCUGGCUGCCUCGCAAUCGCGCCUUGCUAUUGUAUCUUCCGGUGCAAUCCGUGGUGUGAGAGGAAAUGAUCCCUCCACACUCGAUGUAGAUCUAAGAGCAGGCUCCGGUGCAAGCGCACGAGUGGUCUACAGUGCCUCAAAGUUCGCCCAGCUUCUAGGCGCCCACUACUGGCGUCGCCAGCUUCCAACUUGCACGGUUGUAGCUGUAUCACCUGGUCUGAUUCCCAACACUAAGCUUGCGCAACACCCAAGCUUAAGAUUGACCAUGGACAUGCCCGACGCCAAGAGCGUGCCAGAGGGUGCCCAAAAUAUUCUCCGCGCUCUCAAGACUCAGGAUCUGCCCAGUGAUCCUCAGCAGAUUUUUCUGACGAGCUGGGGUGAGUGGUGGCCGACGGAUGUUUAUGCCACCAGUCUUGAUCACGCUUUGCAGGAUAAAUGGUGCUUGAGCAAGGCGGAUAUUGAGAAUACCGAACCUGUCUUCAAGGAGUAA
This is a messenger RNA of Penicillium arizonense, 885 nucleotides long. RefSeq lists its product as uncharacterized. The record is from RefSeq and is a predicted model, not a curated record. The coding region runs from base 1 to 885 and encodes 294 amino acids. The transcript is spliced from 5 exons. Lineage: Eukaryota; Fungi; Ascomycota; Eurotiomycetes; Eurotiales; Aspergillaceae.